Messenger RNA from Gastrolobium bilobum, 1768 nucleotides. Its product is annotated as cytochrome P450 71D9-like. The record is from RefSeq and is a predicted model, not a curated record. Gene Ontology annotation, molecular function: oxidoreductase activity, acting on paired donors, with incorporation or reduction of molecular oxygen; monooxygenase activity; heme binding. Lineage: Eukaryota; Viridiplantae; Streptophyta; Magnoliopsida; Fabales; Fabaceae. The transcript has 2 exons. The coding region runs from base 1 to 1527 and encodes 508 amino acids.
AUGGAGCUACAUCUCCAGAAUAUUCCCUCACCUGCGAUGUUGUCCUUCUUUCUCUUCCUGUUCAUGGUGUUUAGCAUAGUUUGGAGAUCAAAAACCAAGUCUUCAAACUCCAAGUUACCACCAGGGCCCCCAAAACUGCCACUUAUUGGGAACAUGCACAAGCUUGGUAAAAUGCCUCAUCAAGGCCUAACAAAAUUAGCAAAGAAAUAUGGGCCUCUGAUGCAUAUGAAACUUGGUGGUCUUUCCACCAUAGUGGUGUCUUCCCCUGAAAUGGCCAAAGAAGUUAUGAAGACACAUGAUAUCAUCUUUGCAAAUAGGCCUCAUGUUCUUGCAGCAGAUGUUAUCUCUUAUGGUUCAAAGGGUAUGAGCUUUUCCCCUUACGGAAGUUACUGGAGGCAGAUGAGAAAGAUUUGCACGUUUGAGCUACUAACACCAAAGCGUGUUGAAUCAUUUCAAUCAAUCAGGGAAGAGGAGGCAUCAAAUCUUAUCAAACAGAUAUGUUUGAGUGAAGGGUCAUCUAUCAAUCUUAGUAAGACGAUUAGUUCCUUCUCCUAUGGCUUAACAUCACGAGUAGCCUUUGGAGGAAAAUCCGAAGACCAAGAAGCAUUCAUAACUGUUAUGAAGGAUGUCUUAAAAUUAGUUGCUGGUUUCUCUAUAGCUGACUUGUAUCCUUCAAUUGAAGUGCUUCAAGUUUUGACAGGAAUAAGGUCCAAAGCUGAGAAACUCCAUCAAGAAAUAGAUAGAAUCCUUGAGAAAAUUGUCAGAGAUCACAGACACACGAGUUCAGAAACAAAGGAAAACAAUGAAAAAGUAGGUGAAGAUCUAGUUGAUGUCAUGCUGAAGCUUCAGAAGCAGAACAACCUUGAUCAUCCUCUAUCCGACAGCGUUAUCAAAGCAACACUUUUGGAUAUCUUCAGUGCUGGAAGCGGUACUUCAGCAAAAACCAUAGAGUGGGCAAUGUCAGAACUUGUCAAAAAUCCAAGGGUGAUGGAAAGAGCACAAGUUGAAAUAAGAAGGGUCUUUGAUGGUAAAGGGCAUGUAGAUGAAGCUAACAUUCAUGAACUGAAAUACUUAAAGUCAGUUAUCAAAGAAACCUUGCGUCUACAUCCUCCUGUUCCAUUAUUACUACCAAGGGAAUGCAGUGAGAGAUGUGAAAUUAAUGGUUAUGAGAUACCAGCUAAAAGUAAGGUUAUUGUUAAUGCUUGGGCAAUUGGGAGGGAUCCAAACUACUGGAUUGAAGCUGAGAAGUUUUAUCCAGAAAGGUUCCUUGAUAGCUCAGUUGAUUACAAAGGUGUAGAUUUUCAGUUUAUCCCAUUUGGUGUUGGAAGGAGGAUGUGUCCUGGCAUUACAUUUGGCAUUGUUAAUGUUGAAAUCAAACUAGCAAAUUUGCUUUUCCAUUUUGAUUGGAAGAUGCCCAAUGGGAAUAAGCCUGAAGAACUUGACAUGACUGAAUCAUUUGGCUUGUCUGUAAGAAGAAAACAUGAUUUGUACUUGAUUCCUUGUAUGUAUCACUCAUCUACUAAUUAAUACCACUGUGAAGGAAUUCUUGUUAUGUUCUCAGUUAUUGGGUAUGGCUCAUAUUUCACGUUCGGACGACAGCCCUUGUUUGCAGGAUACAAAGAAAACUAAUGUUUGUGUCCCUGCUCUUCUAGUUAGUUAUCAGUAUGAUGUUGAAUGAGCAAUUUUCUGUGUUUAUUGAUAGUUUGAAUUGAAAGAGGACUGAGUUUUGUUUUUGAUUUAUCAAUUUUCGCCUUCAAUCUUUGUUGCC